Molecule: messenger RNA, 4174 nt
Organism: Myripristis murdjan (pinecone soldierfish)
Lineage: Eukaryota; Metazoa; Chordata; Actinopteri; Holocentriformes; Holocentridae
Gene: tmcc1b
Product: transmembrane and coiled-coil domain family 1b
Exons: 6
Coding region: 1113-3077 (654 amino acids)
Cellular component (GO): endomembrane system
Source: RefSeq, a predicted model, not a curated record
CGCUAUUUGACGUCACCGUGGGAGUGUUCCACAGGGAGAAAUGAACGGUCAUCAACACAAUCCUCUCAGCGCCCAUCCAGUCCUGAGUUGUGAGUCAGAAGAGGAGAGGCUGGGCUGAUGGUAAGCGCUCUUUCUGUCUCUCUCUCACUCUCUCUCACUUCCUCUCUCGAUCUGUCUCUCUCAUUAUACAUUGGUAAAGCAAAAGCCUUAUAUAAGCUGUCAGCUGAGAUCCAGAGACUUGUAAUGGUGCUCUACACUAUACAUCUAGCCUUGUUUUAAAAUGUCAAGUAAGACGAGACAACGGUGGACCUUUCGACUCCUUAAUCAGAUGAGAAUUAGAUAUCACUCACUUUCCAUUUAGAAUUUCAUCACCUCUUUCACACUAUUAGUAGUCUCCCUUUUUCCAUCAUCCAAACACUCUCAGUUAUGUUGAUUAUUAAUUACCAUGUGCGAACACUUUCUGAAAUGCACAGUAAUUAAUCAACUAUAAUGCAAGCUUUUGUAUAGAGGGAUCUGAAUGCCCACAAACAACCAAAGGCACUGUUCUUCAAAAUGUGAAAUAUUAUAAACGGAGAACAUUUCAGAAAUUGUUCAGAUGCUUCUUUAAAUAGUGUUCAUGCACCAAUGGGUUGGUAUUGUUUGACAUGCCACAUGCUGUUUUGCCAAAAUGCAUUUCUACUGAUUUUACUCAGUAGAAAGCAAAUAUUGUUUUACAGUUUUUUUUUUUUAAAUCAUGAAUAGCUGACAGAACUUGAAUUUGGACAGAAUGAACAAAAACAUUAGUUAUGUCAUAUAAAGGAGCUUCUAAAAACAGUUGUAUGUCUCAAUGCCAACACAGUUUAUGCUGCUUGGUAUUAUUUUCUAUUCUGCUGCUGCUUAUUAUGUUCAUCAUUCACUGCUGCAUGUCAUAAUCCAUUUUAUUUUCCUUCUGUGGUAGACAAGCAUGACAUUGAGCCAAGCCACAGAUGCAUGUACGCUCAAAAGGCCCAACUGAGCGCCAUCCCCUCUGCUUCCCGGCUUUCAUCCAGCCUCUCAGAGGGGGUGUGUCGACGUGGCAUAGCUAGUCCCCUGCAACCCCAAGUAGACCCUCACUGUCAAACUGGAGGCCUCUGAUGGAUCAGGGUAGUGGUGAGCAGAGUCCAGAGGAGCCGGACACAGGAGGCCGAGUGGAGCCAGAGGUCGGCAGGAGGGCGUCGGAGUCAGAGCACGGCUUGUCCAAAAUCACCCAUAAUGCCCUGGAGAACAUGGGAGCGUUGGGCCAUGGCCUGAAGCACUUCUUCCAGCCACAGCGCCGACGCUCCUCCGUUUCCCCACAUGACUCCGCCUCGUCCUCCACAGGCGCCCCUGCCUCUGAUCCCGCUGAUGUAGGGUCAGAGGUAGGGGAUGCUCCUGCCUCCUUGGCCCUCCCUUUGGAUUCUGACAACCCUGCCGCUUCCGCCCCUCCUGCAGCUCUGAGCCGUGUUCUGCAGCAGAUCCGAGGCGCCCCCCCAAUGAUGAAGCGAGGGACCAGCCUGCAGAGCCGCCGCAGCAAGGCGGGGGGGACUGGGGAUCCCCCCCAGAAAGGUAGCCCCCAGAUCCACCGGCGCAGUACCCAUGAGGCCCUGUUGCAAGCUGGACGCCCACGCUCCUCCUCAACCACAGACACACCCAGCAGCCCCGCCCUAGCAGACAUGCUGCUGGCCUCUGGUUAUCACUCCACUGAAGAACCUGACAAGCUGGAUCGCUAUGAUGGAUCGGGCCCUGCUGUAUCGCCCAGUGCCCUGUCCUACAGUGCAGAUGGCUAUGGGGUUGAUGUAGUUGACAGUACACCUGACCCCCAGCGAACAAAGCAGGCCAUUGCCCAACUACAGCAGAAGAUCCUCAAACUCACAGAACAGAUCAAGAUAGAACAGACUGCACGUGAUGACAAUGUGGCAGAAUAUCUGAAACUUGCUAAUAAUGCAGACAAACAGCAGAGCGCACGUAUCAAGCAAGUGUUUGAGAAGAAGAACCAAAAGUCAGCCCAGACUAUCCAGCAGCUGCAGAGAAAGCUGGAGCACUACCACCGAAAGCUUCGUGAGGUGGAGCACAAUGGUAUCCCACGCCAGCCCAAAGAUGUUUUUCGAGACAUGCACCAGGGGCUCAAGGAUGUUGGCGCCAAGGUGACAGGUGGCCUCUCCAGCUUCUCCCAAGCCACUCAUUCUGCUGCUGGAGCUGUGGUGUCCAAACCCAGAGAAAUUGCCUCCCUUAUCCGUAACAAGUUUGGCAGUGCUGAUAACAUUGCAGCCCUGAAAGACUCUCUGGAAGACACCCAGGGAGAUGAGGGUGUUGGCCCAGGAGCAGCGAGGACCCUUGGUGGAGGGCAGCUGCAGUCCAGUCCGAAGUAUGGCAGUGAGGACGACUGUUCUAGUGCUACAUCUGGGUCUGCAGGGGCAAACAGCACCACUGGGGCCCCUGGAGGUCCACCUAGCUCCAAGGGCAAUACCCUUGAACAUGCCCAGGGCUCGGGCUUUGACGCUCUACUCCAUGAGAUCCAAGAGCUCCGGGACAAUCAAGGCCGGCUAGAGGAGUCAUUUGAAAACUUAAAAACCCAUUAUCAGCGGGACUAUUCAAUGAUUAUGGAGAGCCUACAAGAGGAGAGAUUCAGGUGUGAACGCUUAGAAGAGCAACUCAAUGACUUAACAGAACUGCACCAGAAUGAAAUUCUUAACUUGAAACAAGAACUAGCCAGCAUGGAGGAGAAAAUUGCCUAUCAGUCUUACGAAAGGGCUAGGGACAUCCAGGAGGCGCUGGAAGCUUGUCAGACACGAAUCUCCAAGAUGGAGCUGCAGCAGCAGCAACAACAGGUGGUGCAGCUUGAGGGCUUGGAGAACGCCACAGCACGGACUCUUCUUGGCAAACUCAUCAAUGUGCUGCUAGCUGUCAUGGCUGUCCUUUUGGUGUUUGUCUCUACGGUGGCCAACUGCGUUGUCCCUUUGAUGAAAACACGCAGCCGCACGCUUUCCACACUGCUCCUUGUAAUCCUCCUCGCCUUCCUUUGGAGAAACUGGGAUGCUAUUUCACAGUACCUGGACCGUUUUCUUCUGCACCCAAGAUGACCAGCUUGGAGAGGUUUGGUUAAAUGGUGAAGGGACAGAGGGGUGCAGGCUGAUGUGAAGGGAGAAGGUUAACUGAAACAGAGGGUUGAAUCUCAAGGGUCCUGCCUGCUUUCUUGUUCUUCCUCUUCACCUCUAUCUCAGAACACUCAGGAGUGAAUCAGUGGUUUGUCUCCUUACCUUUUCUGAAAUGUGUUUUGAGAAGAAUGGAAGGAAGAAUAUGCGGAAACUGGGUCUGACAUUUGAGAUUCACUUGUUGUCUACAGUGCAAUUGUGGCACAAGCACCUAAGGGUGCAUGGGCAUAGUUGAAGGAGGAGCCGAGAGGACUGCACACUUGAUUUCUCUCUUCUGAGUGAAUUUGUUUACAUGUGGAAGACUUGUGUUGUUUCCCCACAGGAGAAAUUGUAAUUCAGAGUUUUAUUGUUUGACUUGAUUUAAAUGAUAUUGUUUUAAAGUCACUGCUGUUAUUUGCUGUUAUUAAUGCAGAUGAUUGAUGGCUCUCUCUCUCUUUCCUUUUCUGAGGUUUACUGGUAACGAGCUAACAUUCUUCUGCUGAUUGAGUUGUCAUUCUCUUUCUGUAGGCUCUCUUCCUUCCUCUAGUCUUGCCAUUCUGAUUGUUCACCAGUCUGCUCUUUUUCUUUCCCUGUUACUCAAGUCUUUUCAAAUUUCAGCUCCUUUAACCAACUCUUCCCUCUCUACACUCUGAAGAAUGGGGUGCCUGCAGAUCAGCUACACUGCUCUGGGAUCAGCCUCGUCACUGGAUCUACAAGUAGUGGGUUACUGACUUAUUUCUUUUGGUGUGUGGAGUCAGCAGCACUGGUUCUGCUACAACCAGGAUAUUAAAUGGAGAUCAUUUCGUUUGAAGGUGCCACCCUGCCCUCUGGGCCAGCUAGCCUCCACUAUCUUGAUGGCUAUGCCACUGCAGAAGAAUAAUCUAUGAACUGAAUGAACAUACUUGAAGAGCGAUAAAAAUGCUCACAGACUCAGUGCUUCCGUACUGUUUCUAUUAGUGACAAUGAAAUAGUAAUACUUUUUAGUUGAUUUUUUUUAUUUUUUGAAGACAAAUAAACAUGCUGUUUUAAAAGUGAAGCUUAAAGUA